Molecule: messenger RNA, 1638 nt
Organism: Penicillium verrucosum
Lineage: Eukaryota; Fungi; Ascomycota; Eurotiomycetes; Eurotiales; Aspergillaceae
Exons: 5
Coding region: 1-1638 (545 amino acids)
Source: RefSeq, a predicted model, not a curated record
AUGUCUUCCUGUCAUUCGAAUUGCUCGGAGCCACCACCCCCCUUGUCUCCCGACAAUGAUAUCACUGGGCCUGGAGUUAUUACCAACUACAUUGCAUCUGCAGGAAUCACCGUAUUAAUAAUUCUGCUUUACUUCUUUUUGGUUUUUGACCCCGUCCGUGAUCCAUUCGAGAAGGAUGAAAAGGCCCCAGAUGACCCGCCAUUCCGUCCCAAUGCGAUUGAUCUACUAAUCACGCGCAAGGUACGGGGUUGGGGUCAGAGGCGUAUGAGCAAAUGCCUCAAGAACAGACUAGAGAAAUCAUUGGUCAACUGUGUCGUCGCAAUGGGCGACCUUCAACUCGUCACAGGAUUCUCAAUCCUUGUCAGCGGUGCUGUUCAGCUAAGCUGCGGCCUCACUGUCUAUGAAUGGCAAAUUGCUGUCUAUCUAGCAUGGUUCUCUUGUUUGACUCACCUGUCUUGUCUGAUGGUCCUGCGAAGCUACCUUUACGUCCAUACCUUUGGACGAACCUGGAGGCUGGUCGCGAUGGGUUUACUUGCCAUACUGCUGAUAGUCGGGCUACUCCCCACAGCUAAUUAUGGCGAUCUUUACAAUUCACGCCCUCGUUCUUCAGACUAUGCCAAGUGCUAUUUGAAAAUCCGCUCCUCCCCGGGUAUAGCACUUUACUCAAUGAUCCUUUCGGUCUUGACUAUAGCCAUUGGGUUCAUUUCUCGCGUGAUGAAGUUACACAAAAUGCUUUCCGUCACGCUUUGGGGAGGGCUCAGAAUCCGGGCCAGUCUUCGGGCUCGAGCCAUACUCCAUGGCCUCUACAAGUGGUGUAUAGCAGGCGGCGCCGUGCAAGGCUUACGCUUCUCUCUGGUAUAUCGACCUCUCUUUGCCGUCUUCCUUGUAGCACGUUUUACGUUAGACGCAUGGGUCUCCAUGUUUGUAGAGGCGCUGUGGCUGUUCAUUGCUUUUUUCUGGGGUGUUCUCCGUCUUAUGCUCGCCCUUAAUGACACUCCUAGGUCUCAGGAUUUGUGGACAACGACCGCAGGGCACAACAAAGGUGAUUGGACUUUCGGACAAGUUGUAUCGUUGGUGUUGCUGGUGGCACCGCUCAUGAACCUAUUGGAUUACUUCGACCAAAAUCCUGCCACUGGUGCCCGAACAUCGAUACCUAGGAAUUUUCUCGAGCCCCACGAGCCUAUGAGACGUUCUUCCAGUCCUGUUCCGCCUUUAUUCAUGGAGGAAGUUCCAGAUCCCAAAAGCCUUGAUGGGAACUGGUCUAACCAUCGCGAGACUCUUGGAAUGGCGGUUAUCUACAGUCUGAUCUCAAUGAUGGCUUUCGUCUUGCAGCUUUUUUUGCCCUCUAUAAACAAACCCCUGCUCGAGAUAUUGAUCAGUCUAGAUUGGGGUAUUAAGGUGAUUUUUGCGUUGACGGGCACCUAUGGAGUGGUUCUGUUUUCUUUAUUCCUUGAAUCAAAGGUGAGCAAAGAGAGAAAGGGGACUCGACGCUGUCUGCAAUUUUUGAAUCUUGCGUUCUAUGUGCUCAGCUUUAACUUCGGGGGUACGUAUCCGCUUGGCGGAAGUCGGGUUAUGUUGAAUUUCAUGCAACCUCUCGCCCUCGGCUUUUACGGGCUGUUGGGUAUCAUGUUUCGAUGA